Lentinula edodes (shiitake mushroom) is the source of this 2517-nucleotide messenger RNA. Its product is annotated as pseudouridine synthase. The record is from RefSeq and is a predicted model, not a curated record. Gene Ontology annotation, biological process: pseudouridine synthesis. Gene Ontology annotation, cellular component: nucleus. The transcript is spliced from 10 exons. The coding region runs from base 1 to 2517 and encodes 838 amino acids. Gene Ontology annotation, molecular function: RNA binding; pseudouridine synthase activity. NCBI's taxonomy places the organism in Eukaryota, Fungi, Basidiomycota, Agaricomycetes, Agaricales, Omphalotaceae.
AUGUCCUCAACAUCUUUCGUGCGGGAACGAGAACACGACGACGGAGACCUCGAACGUGACCCUAAACGUCCAAAGAUAAACGAUUCGCAGGCUGCGUCUACUGACGUUGAUGAUGAAGCAGAGAUUGAAAUCGUUGAAGAAACGCCAUAUAUACUACCUCCCAGUCAUUCUCUACUCGGAGUUCCUCCUCCUACUGUGAUAGAAGGCCGUGCAAUAAACUUUCUAGAAACUGACGUUGGAAUUUCUGAGUAUGUAGGGCGAGGUGUAUCUAAAAUCGAGGGAAUAAUCAAACAGAGAUUUACUGAUUUCCUGGUCAACGAAGUUGAUCUAGAUGGAAACGUUAUCCAUCUAAAAUCUCUGGCAAUGCCAGAAUCAUCGAAAAAGAAUUCUGCGGAACUCUCAUCUAUCAACCGUGCUGAUGCUGCUCCUACAAUUCCCACUUCCGAGCCUGCAGAUUCAAAGCCUGAGGUAAAAAUGCCCAAAGAACCUUGGCCGGAAUCAUUCAAUACUGAAUUGGCACCAUACUUGUCUGAAGCGGCCAUUUUACAGCUGAAGGAGAUGUUCCUGCAAGGACCGGAGCCUCCCAGAGUCCCCGACAGCGGCUGGGGAGGAAGGACCGGGAAAGGUUCUACCGAAGAUGUUUCCUCGUCUGCAGUAGAGAUUUCAUCUGCAGAACCCGAGUCAAAUGAUCGGGGAAAGCGAGGAAGAGGUCGUGGACGUGAUAGAGGUAGAGGCGGCAGAGGCGGUGGUCGUGGGGGUGGCUCAGCGAGAGAGGACCAUCGCAAAAUCGUUUCCGAACCAAUUGGCUCAAAGGAGACUAGGACUGCCUUCCAUCAAAUUAUUCGCGAGCUUUUUGGUGGAAAGCUAGACAGUGAAACUGACACAUCUGCCCCAGCUACCGAUGAAGGCUCUAGGAUCGUGGUCAAGUGGUCAAGACGUGGGGUUGGACGUGGCGGACGCGAAAGAAGGGAUGGAGGAGUUGGAUCUGAACGUGCGCCUCGCGGAACAUUCCCUCCGUACAUACAUUUCACUCUCCAAAAAACCAACCGGGAUACCCAAGACGCGCUUUCUCAUCUUUCUCGGAUGCUCAAAGUGAAUGUCAAGGAUCUUUCAGUAGCCGGGACCAAGGAUAAACGCGGAGUCACUGUCCAGAGAGUAUCCUUGAAACGAAAUAACAAAACGGUCGAGGAUGUAUGGAACCUUGCGAAUGCGGUGACAAACGGACGGAAGUCUGCUGAAGAGGCCGUAAAAGAACGAGGCGAACGUGGAGUUCGUAUUGCUGACUUCAACUACCGCAAAGCAAGUCUUGAGCUUGGGCUACUCAAGGGUAACGCCUUUGUUAUAACUCUUCGGAGUGUACAAGUAGACUCAAUGGAAACGCUUGACAAAGCAUUGAAUAUUGUGAAGAAUACUGGGUUUAUUAACUAUUACGGCAUGCAGAGAUUUGGAACAGCAUCCGUUCCUACACAUGCUAUUGGAUUGGCCUUGUUACAAUCUAAUUGGCAGAAGGCUGCUUCACUGAUUCUGCAGCCACGCCAUGGUGAACACCCCGACGUAGAGGCCGCUCGAAACGCAUGGCUCGUGGACAACGACCUCGAUAAAGCGUUAUCACUCAUGCCUAGACGAGUUGUUGCCGAACGUUGCCUGCUUGAGAGUUACAAAAAGCAAAAAGGAGACACUCGUAAUGCUAUGGGUGCUCUUUCAACGAUACCAAGGAACCUUCGACUCAUGUAUGUACAUGCGUAUCAAUCGUAUGUCUGGAACGCCAUUGUUUCUGAACGGGUUCGGAUGCAUGGUGCUGAGAAACCCGUUGUCGGUGACCUUGUGUUUGAAGUUGAUCCGGAUGCACAACCUGAAGAAGAUGGCGAAGCUCUCACGGACAAUGAGAACGAAGAUGCCACAGGUCACCUUGCCUUGUCCAAUCGUGCACGGAAGAAACUCGCGAGAAAGCCAUGGUCCCCACCACAAGUAAAAACCUUGACGGAAGAGGACCUGAAUAAAUAUACGAUACUUGAUGUGAUUAUGCCUCUCCCCGGCACCGACGUUGCUUACCCAGGGGGACAACUUGGCGACAGAUAUCGCGAAUUCCUCAAGAUAGAUAGCCUUGACCCGGAUAAUUUUGUGCGAAAGCAAAAAGACUACACGCUGUCUGGGUCAUACCGAAAGAUUCUCCACCGGCCGACCGCGAUGACUUGGUCUGUGAUGCGCUACACGGAUCCGGAUGUUCCUCUUGCCCAAGCUGACGAAGAUAAGCUGCUCGGAUUCGAUCCUCCGGUAAUUGAUGAACAGGGCAAAUUCAUGGCCCUCCAAAUUAACCUUACGCUGGGAACUGCCUCAUAUGCCACGAUGGCCUUGAGAGAAAUCACCAAGACCGAAACUAGCUCGCACUAUCAGACUAGUUUGACGAACGCUGCCGAAGACCAAAAAUACCGCGGAGUGGCAGAUGGAGAUAUUGAGAUGGACCAGGGGACAGCAGUCGUCGGUGACGCUGAGGACGCUGCAGUGGAAACUGUGUAG